AUGCUGGAAACCUACAGCAGCCUGGUGUCUUUGGGGUACUGCAUUAGUGAACCUGAAGUGAUCCUCAGGUUGGAGAAAGGAGCAGAGCCACGGAUGAUAGAAGAACACCCAAACCUUGUCAUUUCAGAUUUCCAGGUAGUUAAUGACCUAAUUGAGAGCAGCCAAGAAAGUCAUGGUAGAUACUUGUGGCAAGGUGUAAUCCUCAGUGGGAACCGAUCAACUGAGGAGAGAGUUGAUUUAGGAAAAUCAUUUAAUUUGAGUUCAAAGAAUAUUUUAAAUCUGGUUAUAAGUAAUAGAACCUAUUCAGGAGUGGGCCAUGAGGAAUUUAAUGUAUGUCAGAGUACACUUCUUACAGAGACUGAUGCCAUGCAUGCUGGAGAGAAUUCUGAUAAGCAUAAUAUAAUUGGGAAGUCACAGAGACAUCCUGAGAAUCUAAGUCAGCAUUCCAGGUUUCAGACUGGGCAACCUUUUGAAUUUAGUGGAAAAGGGAAGUUCUCCAACACAGUGCCAAUAAUACUUACAUAUGAGAAGAUGCAUAUGGGUGAGACCACCUGUAAAUAUAAUGAAUAUGGAAAAGCCUGUGAUAAGUCAGCUGCCAUUGCCCAAGAGAUAACUCAGAGAAUUCACAUAAGUGAGAAUCCAUAUGAGCGUGAAGAAAGUCAAAUUUUCUACAGUAAGGCAAAACUCAAAAAACAUGAGAGAAUUCACAUUGCUGAGAAACCAUUUGAAUGUAAGAGAUGUGGAAAAACCUUGUACCAGAAUUCAGACUUCAGCAAGCAUCAAAGAAUUUUUAAGGAAUGUGGAAAAUGUAACCAAAAGUCAAAUCUGAAGACAACUCAGAGAAUUCACACAGGUGAGUACCCAAAUGAAUGUAAAGAAUGUGGGGAAGCUUUUAGCCAAAAGUCAGCUCUCCACAGGCAUGAGAGAAUUCACAAAGACAAGACACCAUAUGAAUGUAAGGAAUGUGGAAAAGCUUAUAACAAAAAGUCAGCCUUCAGCAUGCAUGAAAGAACUCACCCAGGUGAGAAUCCCUAUAAAUGUAAUGGAUGUGGAAAAGUUUUAAACCAAAAGUCACAUCUCAGCAGGCAGGAGAGAAUUCACACAGGUGAGAAAACAUAUGAAUGUAAAGAAUGUGAAAAAGCUUUUAACCAAAAGUCAUGCCUCACCAUCCAUCAGAGAAUUCACACUGGUGAGAAACCAUACGAAUGUAUAGAAUGUGGAAAAGCUUUUAACCGAAAGUCCACCCUCAGCAUGCAUCAGAUAAUUCACACAGGUGAGAAACCGUAUGAAUGUAAAGAAUGUGGAAACACUUUUAACCGAAAGUCAAACCUCAGCAUCCAUCAGAGAAUUCACACAGGUGAGAAACCAUAUGAAUGUAUAGAAUGUGGAAAAGCUUUUACACGAAAGUCAUUCCUCUGCAUGCAUCAGAGAAUUCACACAGGUGAAAAACCAUAUGAAUGUAAAGAAUGUGGAAAAGCUUUUAACCAAAAGUCAUCCCUCAACAAGCAUCAGAGAAUUCACACAGGUGAGAAACCAUAUGAAUGUAAAGAACGUCGAAAAGCUUUUAAGCAAAAGGGAAUCCUCAGCAUGCGUCAGGCAACUCACACAGGUGAGAAACCAUAUGAAUGUAAAGAAUGUGGAAAAGCUUUUAACCACACGUCGACCCUCAGUAGGCAUCGGAGACUUCACACAGGUGAGAAACCAUAUGAAUGUAAAGAAUGUGGAAAAGCUUUUAGCCAAAAGUCGACCCUCAGUAGGCAUCGGAGACUUCACACAGGUGAGAAACCAUAUGAAUGUAAACAAUGUGGGAAAGCUUUUAACCGAAAGUCAAACCUCAGCAAGCAUCAGAGAAUUCACAGGAUACAUCAUUGUACUCACAAACACAACAAAUAUUAUGAGUGUAAAGAAUUUGGAAAAGCUUUUAACCAAAAGUUAAUCCUCAGGUGGCAUCAGAAAAUUCAAACUGGUGAGAAGGCCUACAAAUGUCAUAAAUGUGGAAAAACCUUUAAAAAGAAUCCAAUUGUCAGCAUGCAGCAGAGAAUUCAUACAGGUGAGAAGCCCUAUAAAUGUACUGAAUGUGGAAAACUUAAAAAGUCACACUUUAGAAGACAUCAGGAUAUGCACAGAGAAAAAAAAAAUCCUUAUGAAUGGAACAAAUAUGAUGUCUUUUAUUGGAACUCCCCUUGAUUGACAUAAAAGAAUUCACACAGGGGAAAAUCACAGUGAAUGUAAUUUGUAUGGGAAAAUAUUGUGCCAGAAGUCACAUCUCAAGAUACAUCAGAUAACCUACAUUAAGGAGACCUGUAAAUAUGUACUUGUGUUCAGGUAUUGGGGAAUGUUCUGAGGAUUCCCUAUUGAUAUAAAAAUUUGCUGAUGCUCGAGUCCCUUCUUCAAAGGGUGCAGUGUUUGUGUCUUAUCAAUACAUGUCCUGCCAUGUACAUUACUUAAGAUGUUGGGGAAAAUGUGAGUACUCUGUAAAUAGUUGUUAUAGUGUGUUUUUUUUUUUUUUGUAGAAUUGUUUCAUUUAUUUCAUAAUUGGAUUUUUAAAGAUUUUUGAUAAGUAGUUGGUUAACUAAGCAGAUGUGUAAUACUCAUGGAAGGAGGACUGUAAUGAGUGUGAAAACAUCUUUUCUCCAAAGUCUCAAGGCCGGCUAUUGUUAGAGCAUUAUAGCAUUGUGUUGCUUAUAGCAUUGUGCUCAUGACACAGUCAUGCCCCCAUCAUUACAAUCAUCCCCAUACCAGCCACUCACGAAAAAAUAAAUAAAAAUAGAAAAUGAGUCACAUCAUGCAGGCAUUAGAGAAUUUUCACAGUGGAGAAAUUUGGCGUGGAUUAGACUGGCUAUGUGUUUUCUAAAUACAACCACUCUUUUCUCUUGUAUACAUAGCCUGCAGUUUGAGCCUUCUGUGAUUGGGUGGAUGACCAUCUAAUUUGGCUCUGUUCAGCGGAACAUAGAUAUAAGUGAUGAACAUUACUUCCAGGCCAGGCAAUAAAAUAAUGCCAUGCAGUUUUUCCUGAUUUCUCAUGUUCCCUGGGACUGAAUGAAGAUGACUCCUGGGUGGAGCUGGGGUCCACAGGUGGGACAAAUCCACCCUAACUUAAAAUAGAAGGAAUUGAAGAAACCAGAGAU
Molecule: messenger RNA, 3128 nt
Organism: Galeopterus variegatus (Sunda flying lemur)
Lineage: Eukaryota; Metazoa; Chordata; Mammalia; Dermoptera; Cynocephalidae
Product: zinc finger protein 260-like
Exons: 8
Coding region: 1-2187 (728 amino acids)
Biological process (GO): regulation of transcription by RNA polymerase II
Cellular component (GO): nucleus
Molecular function (GO): DNA-binding transcription factor activity, RNA polymerase II-specific; RNA polymerase II transcription regulatory region sequence-specific DNA binding
Source: RefSeq, a predicted model, not a curated record